CUCUACAAGUUUUCUCAACCUUUUGAUGGCAUGGUAGAGUUGGAAGACCUCAAUCUAUCAUAAUUCAAAGCAUAAAACGAAGUCAUUACUGCCCACUCUUGCAAGUACCUAACUUGAUAUAGUAACCAUGGGCUGUUAGUGCUUACAUGCCUAGAGCUCGCGUCGUCACCAUCACUGGCAGUCUGGCAAAUGUUGGUGACUUCUGUCGUAACCAACCAGUCCGGGUACGCGUAUUUAGGUUGCUUUUGCAGGGAUUCAUGAAGCCAGAAUGACGAGGACAACGUCUACAGUCAACACCUUGCCAUCUUAGGCAGGUGGGAUCUCACUGUUGAUCUGAGACGAUUGUAGGCAUGAUAUAAGAAGGGAGACUCAUCUCGUGGUACUAUAACAGAAACCGCGGGAAUCAACUCGAGUGCCAGAGGCUGUUCAACAACUGACACACCUUACCAAAGCCUCGUUGUCUACGGCUCAAUAUGCAGAUCAGAGUGGCUCUGCCCAACGACAUGGUCAACAAAGACCCUGUCGACGAUGGGGCUUCCUACCAUGGAAUCCUCGCCGACCUCCUGAUUCCCGGUCGUGGUGAGCCUCUCAAGAACGGGGCACUGGUGGUGAAAGACUCGACUAUUGAGUGGGUUGGACCACAGAAUGAGAUACCCUCAGAAUAUUCGUCAAUCCGUUUCUCGCGCGUGCCGGUGCUCAUGCCAGGCAUGUGGGAUGCGCACACCCAUUUCGAGGGUGUCGGCGUCGCAAUAGGCAUCAGAGAUAGCAUGAAGCCUUUCUUACCCGGGACAGCCACGCUCAUCGGGGCAGUGAUUGUCGACGACAUGCGCCGGACGCUCAUGGCGGGGUUCACCUCAAUCCGCGAGCUCGGCGGAUAUGGCGGGGACGUUGCACCCGCUAUUGACAUGGGCGCCAUCGUUGGCCCUCAUGUUUACGCGGCCAUGAGCAUACUUAGCAUCACAGGCGGCCAUGGCGAUAUUCAGGAUGUACCCCUCCAGACGGUGCUGGACGCUUGCGCUCAUGGCUCAUCAUCGUCCUUUGUUUGUGACGGCGUGGAUGGCUGUAUCAAAGCUGUGCGGCAGCAGAUUCGCCGAGGCGCCAAGGUGAUCAAGGUCUGCUCGACGGGCGGCACGCUUUCGCUGAACGACCAGCCCGAGGACACGCAGUUCAGCCCGGAGGAGUUGCGAGCCAUGGUGCAGGAAGCGAAGCGAAGCAGCCGAGUGGUAGCCGCUCAUGCCCACGGAAAGCCCGGCAUCAUGGCGGCUCUGGAUGCGGGAGUGAAGAGCAUCGAACAUGGCUCGUACUUGGACGAGGAGGUUGCUGCCAAGAUGAAGGAGAAGGAUGCCAUUUUGGUCCCUACACGCCACAUCGUCGAGGGUCUGAUUGAUGGUGAUGACGACCUCGAUCCGCGUCAAAGAGCUAAGCUGGAGCGUGGCGUGCAGCUGUCGAGAGACAGCAUCAAACUGGCCAUCAAAUUGGGGGUCAAGAUUGCCCUGGGAACAGAUACUUUCAGCAGCGACAGGAACCAUGCGGUCGCUCACGGUAAAAACGCCACGGAACUUCGCUACGCCGUCGAGGCCGGCAUGACUCCUCUGCAGGCCAUAGAAAUGGCGACUGCUACUCCUCCGGAAACCUUGGGUCCUCAGGCUCGAAAGUCAGGCCAGCUCAAGGCUGGUUUUGAUGCCGACUUGAUUGCCAUCUCGUCCAACCCGCUUGAAGACAUUGAGGUCUUGAUAAACCCGGAUAACAUCACCCACGUGUGGAAGGGAGGCGUGGUUUUCAAGUCCCCUCGAUGAAUGUUGGAAGCGAAGUGUUGAUGGGAUGGAAGCUGUGAAGAGAUCAGGAAGUGGUGUGCAAGUCCACGAGGUGACAUCGUGCAAGUGUGCGCACGUGCUUAUCUGCAGCGUUUGGGUGUUUCCGUACUGGGAGGGGGGGGUCUUUCGAUCUGUCCGCGAACGCUCCUUUGACAAUUCGGAAUUUGGUGACCUGUACUUAGAUCCCUCGGCAUUUUCUAAUGUUUAAAUGGACUAACGUUUUAUCUUUGAAAUACUUGGGACCUAAUUGACCGUCAAUUUAUAGC
This is a messenger RNA of Neurospora tetraspora, 2080 nucleotides long. RefSeq lists its product as uncharacterized. The transcript is spliced from 3 exons. Lineage: Eukaryota; Fungi; Ascomycota; Sordariomycetes; Sordariales; Sordariaceae. The record is from RefSeq and is a predicted model, not a curated record. Gene Ontology annotation, molecular function: hydrolase activity, acting on carbon-nitrogen (but not peptide) bonds. The coding region runs from base 474 to 1796 and encodes 440 amino acids.